Molecule: messenger RNA, 2267 nt
Organism: Eurytemora carolleeae
Lineage: Eukaryota; Metazoa; Arthropoda; Copepoda; Calanoida; Temoridae
Exons: 2
Coding region: 31-927 (298 amino acids)
Source: RefSeq, a predicted model, not a curated record
UUACUCUUUGAAUAUUUGUUUACUCUUUGAAUGACUAGUUUGAACCAACCUGUAUUAAAGAAGUGCAAGAUAACCGUAUGCCUGUCUCCGAAGAGUUAUAUACAAGAUAAAACAGAUAUACUCCGAGACAAGCGUAAAGUUCUGCGGGAAUCUAACGGGGAAAUUCGUGAAGAUCGGAGAAGCUUGGUAUCUAGUUUCUCUAGUCCUACUGAACCAUCCAGUUCAUCUAGAUCUAGGGUCCCUAGUCCUGGUUCAGAUAAAACGAGUUCUCUCCUUGUGGGAUCCCGGGAGAGGAGUUCAUCCAAAAGUUCUGGAUCAAUAGUUACAGUUCAUGAGGAAGGAUUGAAGUGUAUUAAGAGUGAAACUGCUUCUCCGACUUCGUCGCCUUAUUAUCUAGUUGAAGAUGGUCUAGUUGAAGAUGAUCUUGUUGAAGAUGGGGUUGAUGAAGAUGGGGUUGAGAUGUCAUUUGACGCAGAAAACUCCAAUAGAACUAGAAAUACCAAACCAAAUCAAAUUGAUAAAUUAUCACAAAAAUCAGGCGCUUCAGUCCAUCCCAUGCUUAAAUUCGAUGUAAAAAUACCAAAUCAUCCUUUGACAGUGAAUCAGUUACGACAGGCAAAACGUGACAUGAAGGCUUUAAAAAAGCCUAUUUUGAAAGUGUCUGUGCCCCGAGAUAAUGAGUCGGCGAGAAUAACUGAUUUAAGGAUUCCGGUUCGGCAGGCAGCGAUCAAUCCUGCGAAUGAUCUCAACAAUGUCGGAGAGUGGGAUAUACAUAGAAACCAUGUUGUGCUGUUGGAGUCCGAGCAUUUUUCGAAAAGUCUUCUACACAACGAGUUUAAAAAUACCGAAGAGGACGAAGAGGAGACAAAUUUAAGUAUUCAGAGGUACCUGGAGUCAUUGGAACCUUCAACUACGACACGGCUCUGAGUCGAUUCUUUCGAAUAAUUUGUAAAAGGAGAAUAAAAGACUACAUUAAAAUUUUAAUGAAUAAGUUAAAUUUUAAUGAAAAAAUGUUGAAAUAAUUCUCUUGUUUGGGAAUAAUUAAUCUCGGGUUUCUUGUUUCAUUUGUUCUACCAUGUUAGCAACCCAGGGGUUUUUAUAUGGUUAAGAACCUGAAAGUAGAGUAAACUCAUGUAUCAACUACAUAGGAUGGAUUGUUGACGCGGACACACGUAUAUCCCAGCCGAGAUUUACUAAUUAGACAGCUGUAUAUUUUGAGAUAAUUAAUCGAAAUUGGUUCCAGCAGGGAACGUAACUAAAAUUUAGUCUCAGUAAUUAUGAAAAAUACAAAUAUUUUCUUACUUUCUGCCCAUUGUGCAUAUUUUACAGAAACGUUGCGGCUUUGAGGUUCUUCAACCCGAUUUGUUGAACGCCCGGACGCGUCAAAAAUCCAUCCCUGGUUAAUCCAUGGGUAAACUAGAGACUGAAGUCCAAAUUACACAAUACACAACAUUCUACUCAGGGUAACAUGAACAAAAAAACCAGCUAAUUUCAUGUCUUUUAUUUGGGUUUUCUAGAUUCUAAUUGACUAAGGGUUAUGGUGUAACCGUUCCAGGUACCCGGAGUCAUUUUAAGUGGAACCUUCAGCCCAAAAUUUAAAAAGAAAAAAUACUCAUUCAGAUUAUUUACAAAAAUACUCUCAUCUUUUACGAAUAUCAUUAUUAGAUCUGAUUAGUUAGUUUUUAACAUAGAUAAUUUUCUUGUACUUCCUAUUUUUGAUUAUUUUGGAGCUUGGCGAGGGGAUGAACAAUACUCUCAAUGUUCACAAUUCUAAUUAUUAGAUUUGAUAAUAGUUUGGAGCAGUACAUAAUGUUUCGUACUUCUCAUUUUUGAUUAAUUUUGUAGCUUGAUUAUUUUAUUUCACUCAAAUUAUCUAAUAUACAUUUUACAUAAACAAACGAUAAAAAAACUACUUGUCGAAAAAAUUGAACCAUUUUAUAUUUAAGAAAUUUGUGUCCACUUUCGGUAAUACAUAUAAUAUUGCUUUAAUUGCUAUCACAAAACUGUUGUGCAUUUUCGUUGUAUGCGAAAUAUCUAAAAUUUGUAUUAUUUUGGUAUUACACAAAUAAUUGUGGUAAUUAUUACAUAUAUAAUCUCUGUGGCAUUACUACAUAAAAUGUAUGUUGUUACAUUAAAGAUGAUCCUGCAUCUAUGAUGAAUGAUUAUUUUUUUUUUCCUGUUAUAAAUAUACAUUUGUUUACAUAAAACGUAUUUGCUAAAACACUGAUUUAUAUUUUCAGAAAAAUAUAUGAUUUCACUUCACUGAA